AUGGCCAGUUAUGCCGUCCAAAUCGCUGGACUGGUGCUUGGUGGUGUUGGCAUGGUGGGCACCAUAGCUGUCACUGUCAUGCCUCAGUGGAGAGUGUCCGCCUUCAUCGGGAGCAACAUUGUGGUCUUUGAAAACCUCUGGGAAGGAUUGUGGAUGAAUUGCAUGAGGCAUGCGAACAUCAGGAUGCAGUGCAAAGUCUAUGAUUCCUUGCUGGCUCUGUCUCCUGACUUGCAGGCAUCCAGAGGACUGAUGUGUGCAGCUUGCGUGCUGUCCAUUCUGGCUUUCCUGACCGCCAUCCUGGGCAUGAAAUGCACCAGGUGCACAGGGGACGAUGAGAAAGUGAAGGGCUACAUCCUGCUCACGGCUGGAAUCAUCUUUCUGGUCACCGGCAUCGUGGUGCUCAUUCCUGUGUGCUGGGUGGCCAAUUCCAUCAUCAGGGAUUUCUACAACCCCAUCGUGGAGGCUGCCCAAAAACGUGAGCUGGGAGAAGCUCUCUAUAUCGGCUGGACCACGGCCCUGGUGCUCAUUGCUGGGGGAGCCCUAUUCUGCUGUGUUUCUUGUGUCGGGGCCAAGAGCAGCAGCUACAGAUACUCCAUCCCGUCCCAUCGCACAACCCAAAAAAGCUAUCAGCUGGGGAAGAAAUCACCGAGCGUGUACUCGAAAAGUCAGUAUGUGUAG
This is a messenger RNA of Suncus etruscus (white-toothed pygmy shrew), 678 nucleotides long. RefSeq names its product claudin 8 (gene CLDN8). Gene Ontology annotation, cellular component: bicellular tight junction; plasma membrane. Bases 1 to 678 code for a protein of 225 amino acids. The transcript has a single exon. Gene Ontology annotation, biological process: cell adhesion; bicellular tight junction assembly. Lineage: Eukaryota; Metazoa; Chordata; Mammalia; Eulipotyphla; Soricidae. Gene Ontology annotation, molecular function: structural molecule activity. The record is from RefSeq and is a predicted model, not a curated record.